Messenger RNA from Perognathus longimembris pacificus (Pacific pocket mouse), 5696 nucleotides. RefSeq names its product ubiquitin specific peptidase 54 (gene Usp54). The record is from RefSeq and is a predicted model, not a curated record. The transcript has 13 exons. The coding region runs from base 987 to 4943 and encodes 1318 amino acids. NCBI's taxonomy places the organism in Eukaryota, Metazoa, Chordata, Mammalia, Rodentia, Heteromyidae.
UGAUUAAGUCUUAUUAGGAGUUUAACAGUGACUUAUGUAAAUUGUCAAGAUAAAAUAGAGUCACUAAUUACAAAGCUACUCCUUUUUUUGGAGAUUAAGACAGUUUUACUUUAAAGUUCUAGAUAUAGUAGUGAUAUUCCUUAUCAUAUAAAUCACUUGUUCACUUCUAAAUCAGUUAUUUGGGUCAAAAAUAAAAUUUCAUAUAGAAAUAGUUUCCAGUUUGAUGACUAAACUCUCAAGCUAGUCCACAAAGGCUCAUAAUGAGUACAUUUUGGCUUGAUUUCUGAAAAGGAUGAAGAAGAAAUGUACUUUUACUCUACUGAAUCUAGAGUGGGCCUAUAGUAUAUUUUUAAAAGAGAAGACACUUGCCCUUAGUCUUCCUCCCUCCCUUUUGCACUUACUUGGCCCUUGGUAUUUUCUUCCUACUUUUAUACCCCACCUAUACCUGCUCUACUUCCCCCUUCAAACACUCAUUUGUCCUAUUGUAUUUAUCUUAGCUAAGUGUUCAGAAGGAAGCCCUCCAUUGAAUUAAUUCAACUGCAAACUAAAUAAUAGCCUCAUCAUUUCUCAAAGAUCUUAAUAUGCAUAUAAUGUUAAAAUGUUUUAAGUGACAUGUGUAAGAGUGUAAGAGACAGGCUGUGGGAUAGGUGAACAAGUGGUAUGUAUAACUAGUUGGCUUGGGGCUUUCUCUCUAAAUAGAUCUUAAUUCUCACAACUUUUUCAUUUCUUCCACACACACCCCACUACCUCAGUAGGUUUUCUAAAAGUCCCCACAGUUUUUUGAAGUGGCAGGAUUUUAGCAAGAUAAGGGCAGAGGUGGUAGGAAUUGUGUGUUUGGGUUACCCGACAUUGGGUAUUGGGAAGAAUGGCUCUGUGGUGUUUUCUUCUCAGCCUCUCUUGUAGGAAGUUCUUGCCUUCUGGAUCUUUGUUGCAUCCAACUCUUUCCUUGUUUUCAUCACUGUUCUUUCCUUUCCUUACUUUUACAUAUGUGUUUCCUCCUUCCCUCAGGGAGGGAGCCCUCCAUCUCAAGUGACACUCGAACAGAUUCUUCAACGGAGAGUUAUCUCUACAGACACUCCCACCAUGAGUCUGUGGUCAGUCACUUCUCUUCUGAUUCUCAGGGGACAGUCAUCUGUAAUGUGGAGAAUGACUCCAUGUCCCAGAGCAGUCGGGACACAGGACACCUAACUGAUAGUGAAUGUAAUCAGAAACACACAUCCAAGAAAGGGUCCCUGAUAGAGCGCAAGAGGAGCUCUGGCCGUGUUAGGAGGAAGGGUGAUGAGCCCCAGGCCUCAGGGUACCACAGUGAAGGAGAAACACUAAAAGAGAAGCAGGCUCCUAGGAAUGCCUCCAAACCAACAGGCAGCACCAACAGGCUAAGGGAUUUUAAGGAGACAGUCAGCAAUAUGAUCCAUAACAGACCAUCCCUGGCUUCUCACACCAAUGUAGGAUCUCUCUGUGGGGGAAAGGGUGGAGACCAAUCUGAUAAAAAACCUCCUAAGAACCUGCCUUCACACACUCGUGACUGGGAAGUGGAGAGUACCAGCAGUGAAUCGAAAUCAAGUUCUUCCAGCAAGUAUCGCCCGACGUGGAGACCGAAACGAGAAUCUCUGAAUAUUGACAGUAUUUUUAGUAAGGACAAAAGGAAGCAUUGUGGUUAUACACAGCUUAGCCCCUUUUCUGAAGAUUCAGCUAAAGAAUUUACACCAGAUGAACUAAGGAAACCACCUGUUUACAACAUUAAAGCUGGUGGAUCAAGCUUCCAGCACAAGCCCUGGGGUCCAGCAUGGCCAGGCUCUCAUCUUUUAGAUCAGCAUCCACGCUUAAUCCAGAGAAUGGAAUCUGGCUAUGAAAGCAGUGAGAGGAACAGCAGCAGCCCUGUCAGCCUGGAUGUAGCACUGCCAGAGAGCUUGAACAUCUGCAGGGAUGUAAGUUCCAAGAAAUCAUCUGGGUUUGUCCCUUCUUGGCGUCAUAUUCCAAAGUCUCACAGCAGUAGCAUCCUGGAGGUAGAUUCCACAGCAUCCAUGAGUGGCUGGACAAAGACACAACCCCUCUCAGGUGGAGAGAUACCUUCUAAAAGUGAACUAGAUGAAUUGCAGGAAGAGGUGGCCAGGAGAGCUCAGGAACAGGAACUUCGAAGGAAACGGGAGAAGGAACUAGAGGCUGCUAAAGGGUUUAAUCCUCAUCCCAGCCGAUUCAUGGACUUGGAUGAACUGCAGAAUCAGGUGCUGGCCCUUUCAGGGAGGAGUGACGGCUUUGAGAGGGCCCUGCAAGAGGCAAAUUCAGUAUUUGAAGAGUCACUGCAUCUGGAACAAAAGGGAGACUGUGCUGCAGCUUUGGCUCUCUGUAACGAAGCUAUCUCUAAACUAAGACUUGCCCUGCAUGGUGCAAGCUGUAGCACGCACAGCAGAGCCUUAGUCGAUAAGAAGUUGCAAAUCUGUAUUCGAAAAGCACGGAGCCUGCAGGAUCGCAUGCAGCAGCAACAAUCAUCGCAGCCGCCGCCGCAGCCCUCAGCCUGCUUCCCAUCACAUGGGGGCGCCCUCCCUCAGCCAACAAGUGAACAGCCUGUCUCGCUCCAAGUAUUGUUAAGCCAGGAGGCCCAACUAGAACCCUGCACAGAUACAGAGUUUGGGGCCAGUUCUUCUUUCUUCCACUCACCUGCUUCUUGCCAUGCAUCACAUUCAUCACUAUUCCCAGAGUCAUCUGCCCCAUCAGCCCCACAGCACAACUCCCCCAGUAGAUCUGCCUCAAAGCUUCUGACUUCAGUUGAGAUGGAUAGCAUUGCCACCUCUGCAUUCCAAAGGCAAGGAUUACCUAAAAAAACAGGGAGGACUGACAAGAAUUCUCAUCAUGAACGCAUGGCAUUGGAUGCCCCUGUGAGUAAGCUGCAAGGCCGCAGGGAGGACAACAUUAAUUGUAACAGGUUUUUUCCACAAGGAGGACAAGGCAUUGCUCAAGAACAGCUGUUCCAAGAGGAGAAGGAUCCUACUGACCCUUCCCAGGUGAUGCCUUGGUCACAUCCAAAAGAAGGAGUCACCGUGGAGGCAGGAGAUGUGCACAGCCUAGGCUAUAGUGCUUCAGGUUCAUCUGCUCAGCCCAGCAUUCCCCUUCAUAGGGCCUGUCACCCUGUAAUAUCUGCUGCUUCUUCAUCUGUGCUUUAUUCUCCUGAUCAUGUGCAGAAAACUAACCAAUGUCUCCAAAUCCCACUGACUUCAGAAGGAGCUGAAAGUAAUGAAGAGACCUACAGGCCAGAAUUUCCCAGCACAAAAGGACUUGUCCGCUCUCUAGCAGAACAGUUCCAGAAGAUGCAGAGUGCUUCCAUGAGGGAUGCUACAGGUUCCCAGAAUCGAAGUUUGCCAAGUAGUCUACAGAAGAACCUUUCCCCUUCUGAUUUGAAGCCUUCUUUCCAACAAGGUCAAGGAAAAGACCACUGUCCUUGGGUAAAACAGAAGUCCUCUCUGGAUAGUAGGGACAGACUUCCUUCUUGGGAAGAGCCUGCUGACCAUCUUUCUCUUGCCAUGAAAACUGGGGUGCCUAAUGGUGAAACCUCUAGGGGAGGACAGCCCAGGUUGGCAGAGCUAGCUAUACACCAAGGGAAGCUAGCUCAAAUGAGAGAUGUUAGAUCUAAGGAGCUUGAUAGCAAUAUCAACUUGGGGACUUGUUUGCCUUUGGAUUCCUGGGUGAAUGUUACAAGGCUCUGUGAUUCUCAGCUUCAACAUGGGCUCCCUGGUCCAGGAGUGAAGUCCUACCCCCAUGACUCCCAUACCUGUGUAACCUAUCCAGAGAAAAAUCACCUCCUUCUGCAUCCACACUGGAACCAAGAUACAGAGCAGGAGACCUCAGAAUUGGAGUCUCUCUACCAGGCCAGUCUACAGGCUUCUCAAGCUGGCAGUUCUGGAUGGGAGCAGCAGGAUGUGACUUGGCAUUCACUUAGCCAAAAAGAUGGCAUGGGGAGGAGACUGCACUCAGCACCUGGUCUUGAUCUUUCAAAGACCCCAACAGCAGAAAUGGAGCAUUUUCUCCAUGAAGUGAGCACAGUGCCUGCAUCACAGGCUACAGCUUGCCAAGGCCUUGGCAGGGAAUAUGGUGAGGAUGAACAGUACAGUGCAGAGAACUUUCGCCGCAUCUCACGCAGCCUCAGUGCCACCAUUAUCUCAGAGAGGGAGGAGGUUCCAGUCACUUGCCAGAGUUUUGAUUCAUCACACGUGAGGAAAAAGCCUUUGGAAACCGAGCAUCGUUGUUCCAGCUCCUCUUCCCUCCCUGUCAUCCAUGACCCUCCCAUAUUUCUCCUUGAUUCCCAAGUCUACCCUUCCCAACCACAGUUCCUGUCCCCAGAUGUCCUGAUGCCCAGCGUGGCAGGGGAACCCUGUAGAACCCCAGGAACAUCAAGGAGUGUCCAGCAGUUUCUGGCUCUGUGUGACAGGGGUGAAACUUCCCAAGGGAUCAAGUACACAGGAAGGACUUUGAACUACCGGAGUCUCCCUCACCGUUCCAGAAUUGAUGCCUUCUGGGAACCCUGGUCAGAGACCCACCAACACUUUGGGGCCAGAUUCCUAACUACUGCAGGAAGCAAACCUCAGCCAACCCACACUACCACACUACCAGAAAGAAGUCAGGGUCUUCAGGUUCCUCCUGCUCAGGCUGAAGGGGAUCUUUUUCAUUCACCCUCUCAUCUACCCAUUGUUCACCCUAUGUCCCCAUCACCCAGCAGUCUUCAUUUACCCCUGAGGUCAGCUUGGAAUUCAGGUCCUAUUCCAGGGUCCCGAACACCUGGUCCUCGAAGAGUAGAUAUACCCCCAGAUGAUGACUGGAGGCAAUGCACUUAUACUUCCCAAUCUAGGAACAGGAAGGCAGAGGAAGAAAGGUUGUUGUGUGUUCUAGCAGAGGUUCUUGGAAGAGAGCAGAACAAAACUAGAGUCCUGCAGCAUAGUAGCUGGUGGUAAGGGUCAUCCCAUUUGUCUCCUGGAGCCACACUCUUCUCUGUAAAACAUAACUGGCAGAGUUGCUUAUGCUGCAUCUCUGCCAUAGUUGUACUAUUCUCAUCUCAACACAGAAUUGGCAGUUUCUCCCUGGGGCACCAGGAGCCUCUAAAGAGACCUGGUCCUUUGAGAGGGAAUAUUUGAAAUUCCAACUUUAAUUCCCAUACUAAAUUGAAGCAGCUGCCAUUUUGUAUUUGAGCCACUUUAAAGUUGAAUCCAUUAUAUUGUUCUUGAUACUAGUCAUUAGUGUCUUAUGGUCAUUUCUGGAUAGUAAUACCCCACCUCUACCUGAGGUCCAUUCUUUGGUCUCUACUAUCUUCCCAACUUACACACUUAAAAAAAAAAAUCUGCCUAACCCUAUUAUCUGACCCUCUUCCCCAUUUCCCAUCCUAAAAGGUACACGUAGCCUUGUGGUCAUGGUGAUGACCAUGACCACAUAAUUCAGGGCAGCACAUCUGCCCAGGUAUUAUGGGCCUGUCAGCCUUCCCUGUGCCCUACACCAUAGGCCUAGAAUAUGGAACUGCCAACAUAACAUUUGCCCUUCUAAACAGAUAUAGUCUGGCACAUUAACAUAUCCUCUUGUCUUCAGCAGCAGAACCAUUACUGCCACUUGCUCAUUCACCAUUGUAAAUCCUCAGAGUCUGCUGCACUAUUUUAGGGCAAAACAUACUUUUUGUAAAGUAUUUUUCAUUAAUAAAUCUAUAUGAUAGUUCUAUU